AUGUUGUCACUCAAGCUGUUGCUCUGCGUACUUAUCUAUUUCAUUAGCUUGACACACCAAUUUCAAGUUCCACCUAGGGAUUACGAGAAUAAAAAUUACUUUCUAGUGGAGUUGAAUACAACUCAAUCACAGAAACCAUUACUCGAUUUCAUACUGAAGUAUUCGAACCAUUACAACUUCGAACAUCAAUUACCAUCGUUAGAAAAUUAUUAUGUGUUCAGUAUAGACAAACUACAUCCUCAUAAUGCAUUUUUGGGGAAUCACAAAUCAAACAAUUACAAUAAAAUGAAGAGAUCUACUGGGUAUGAAGAUAUUCACGAUGAAUUGGUUAAUGAUGUGGCAUCAUUGCAUUUAUUACCAGCAAAGAAGUUAUCCAAAAGGCUACCUGUGCCUAUGGAAGUAAGAGAUGAAAAGCCAUCAAAUGAGCAAUCACCAUCUGACAAGGCACAUCAAAAGUAUGCCCAAAUUGCAUCAAAGUUGGAUAUUCAUGAUCCCGAAUUUGCUUCACAGUGGCAUUUGUUCAAUUUACAGUAUCCCGGUCAUGAUGUUAACGCCACAGGUCUUUGGUUGGAGGAUAUACUCGGUCAGGGAAUUGUCACUGCCAUUGUUGAUGAUGGAUUAGAUGCAGAGAGUGCCGAUUUGAAAGCAAAUUUUAACGCUAAAGGAUCUUGGGAUUUCAAUGAUAACGGACCGCUUCCUUUACCUCGAUUGAGUGAUGACUAUCACGGAACUAGAUGUGCAGGAGAAAUUGCCGCGGUGAAAAAUGACGUUUGUGGAGUUGGAGUUGCCUACAAGUCUCAAGUGAGUGGUGUCAGGAUUUUGUCUGGACCCAUCACCUCUGCUGAAGAAGCUUCUGCAUUGGUUUACGGAUUGGAAACUAAUGAUAUUUAUUCAUGUUCAUGGGGUCCAACUGAUAAUGGUAGAACUUUGAGUGAGCCAGAAAUUAUUGUGAAAAAGGCAAUGUUGAGGGGUAUUCAAGAAGGUCGAGAGGGUAAAGGUGCAAUUUAUGUGUUUGCAUCAGGAAAUGGUGGAAGAUUUUCCGAUUCAUGCAACUUUGACGGGUACACCAAUUCGAUUUACACCAUCACUGUUGGUGCUAUUGAUCAUAAAGGAAUGCAUCCAUUGUAUUCAGAGGCAUGUUCUGCAGUUAUGGUGGUUACAUAUUCAUCUGGGUCAGGGGAAUAUAUUCACACUACCGACAUCAAGAAGAAAUGUAGUGCUCGGCAUGGAGGAACCUCGGCGGCAGCACCAUUGGCUAGUGGGAUAUUUUCUUUGAUAUUAGGUGCCAAUCCCGAUUUGACUUGGAGAGAUUUACAAUAUAUCAAUGUGUUGAGUGCCACCCCAGUAAAUGAAGAAGAUGGCAAUUAUCAAACUACUGCAUUGAAUAGGAAAUAUUCUCACAUGUAUGGAUAUGGUAAAAUAGACGCUUACAAGAUGGUGGAAUUUGCCAAGACGUGGAAGAAUGUGAAGCCACAAUCAUGGCACUAUUGUGACAAGAUUGAAGUUAACCAAGAGAUUUCUUUGAAUCAACCACCAAAACAACAACAACAGCAACCACCAAAGAGGGAUGACGAUAAAGUUAUCUCUUCCAAGGUUACCGUAACCGAAGAGGAUCUCAAAGUGAUGAAUUUUGAAAAAAUUGAGCAUGUCACUGUCAAAGCCAAUAUUGAUUCAUCAUUCAGAGGCAGAACUGGGGUCAGAUUAGUAUCACCUAGUGGAGUUGUUAGUGAUUUGGCUAAAUUUAGACCCCUUGAUUUCAGUUCAAGAGGAUUUCAAGAUUGGACAUUUACCAGUAUUGCUCAUUGGGGUGAAGAUGGAUUAGGCGAAUGGACACUUGAAGUGUUUGGUGAUUCUAAUCCUGUUAAUAUAAAGCUUGUUAAUUGGCAACUUCGAUUUUUUGGUACAACUAUUGAUGCAUCGAAAGCAGAAACGUUUGACAUUGAAAGGGACUAUAGUCAAGUUAGAAGGGAUAGACUUGAAUCAGAGAGGAAACAACACACAGCUGAGACUAAAGUGGAGUCGUCAACUGAAACAUUGUCAUCAUCGUCAACUGUGAAAGGAUCGUCUUCCACCUCGCAAGAAGAAUUAUCCACUACGAGUACGACUGCGUCUUCCAGUGCAGCUGAACCAUCAUCGAACACGAAAGAAGCUGAGAUAUCGAAGCCAUCUUCUUCAACAACAUUUUUUUCUACGCCUGCUGCCUCUGAAACCGCAGAAACAGAAGAUGGCGAACAUGUUUACAAGAAGGAUCAUACAGGACAAUAUCUCAUGGGACUAGCUGGACUUGGAUUUGUUAUUGUUGUGGUCAUAAUUGUGAUUCAAAGUAGAUCACACAGUACACGUCGUCGUAGAAGAAGAACGGGUGAGAAUUACGAAUUAAUUGAGUACGAUUCUGAUGAUGACGAUGAAACAGACAAUGAUUUAGAUCAGUACAAUCUCAGUGAUGAUGAUGAUGAGACGGCAUUGACUCGUGAAGAUAGACGACAAGAUCGGGCCAGGGAUCGAUUAUAUGAAGAUUUCAAUGCAGAAACGGUGCCCGAUUAUAAUUCUGACAUGUUCAAGAUUGGUGAGGAUGAUGAAGAAGGUGAUGCCAGUGUUGGGAAGAAAUCAACUGAAGGUGAAAUAAAGGAACAAAAAAGUAGUGGCAAGAGUUCAUAG
Lodderomyces parapsilosis is the source of this 2658-nucleotide messenger RNA. It is a transcript of the gene KEX2, whose product is annotated as kexin. The transcript has a single exon. Gene Ontology annotation, biological process: protein processing. Gene Ontology annotation, molecular function: serine-type endopeptidase activity. The record is from RefSeq and is a predicted model, not a curated record. NCBI's taxonomy places the organism in Eukaryota, Fungi, Ascomycota, Pichiomycetes, Serinales, Debaryomycetaceae. Bases 1 to 2658 code for a protein of 885 amino acids. Gene Ontology annotation, cellular component: Golgi membrane; trans-Golgi network.